Brassica rapa (field mustard) is the source of this 10690-nucleotide messenger RNA. Its product is annotated as UDP-glycosyltransferase 82A1. The record is from RefSeq and is a predicted model, not a curated record. Lineage: Eukaryota; Viridiplantae; Streptophyta; Magnoliopsida; Brassicales; Brassicaceae. Gene Ontology annotation, molecular function: quercetin 7-O-glucosyltransferase activity; quercetin 3-O-glucosyltransferase activity.
AAUAUCUACAAAAUUUAUUGUUAACAAUUAAUUUAUUUUUUUAUAUAUUUAUUUGAUAAUCCUAUAUUUGCUGAAGUUGUGCCUAUAUAAUUACAUAAUGUGUUAAAUAAUAAUAAAUUUAAAUUUUCAUAUACAAAUAAAAAUGUUUAGCAAAAUAAAGCAGUGUGUAUGUAAUUUACUUAUCAUAUACAUUAACAAAAUAUCAAUUUAAACAAAAUGUGCAUAAUUUGUUAAAAUGAAACAAAACUUAAUGUUUUUGAUAAUAAAAAUACAAAAGGUAAGUUAUAUAUAAAAUUAAAAAUAUGUGUGCUUGGUGCGGAUUAAACUCUAGUAUUAUAUUAUAUGAUCCAACGGGAGACAUGAUGCUAUGUUUUUUUUUGACUGAAAAUGAUGCUAUGUUUGAAAACUAAUGUGUUAUGAAAUUUAAUGUGUUUGUGUUUAUGAUUAUUUGAUUUGUGGUUAUUAUUUCAUAACUAUACAUACUUUCGUCGAAACUAUUCUACACAAAUUAUGAAAUAGUAUGGUGUUUUAAUACUUGUAUUUGAUAUUUUCAUCAAAUGUGAAUAAUUCUCUUAGUAUAUAUUGACAUUUAUGUACUAACGACGCCGUGUUUGAACAAUAAACACCUAACUCAUUAAUUUACCAAAUUUUGUUAUGGUCCUUAAAAUUACGCGUAAACUGUUUGAAAUUUCUAAAGUAUUAAAGAUUCGGUUUUCACUUGUAAAUUUGAAGUUAUACGUUAACUAGAGCAUUAGGUCUUUGAAAAUGAAAGAAUAUUCUCUUUUUUUUUUGUCAAACGAAAGAAUAUUCUCUAAAACAUUAUAAUCUUUAAUUUUCUCAAAAAGAAAAAAACAUUAUAAUCUUUAAUGCUACGUACUAGAGCUCAAUUUUAAUUUCGCGACAGAAAACUAUGAAAAAUAUAUAUAGGUUAUCAUUCAUUGAGAUGGUUGAGAUAUCACUGUUAGGUAUACUUAACUUUUUUCAAUAAAUUUUUUAUUUAUUUGAAAGCCCUCUAAAUAAGUGCGUAUUAGUUAAGAAUCUAAGGUGGCGUAGGCUUAAAGGAUAAUGACGCAAUUUCAAAAUAAGGAGACGAUGUGAUAUCAUUUUGAAGAGAACGUGUAGAAGUGUAUAUAGUAUUGGACCACUAGGGCACUUAUCUUGAAGAUUCGCGCUUUUCUUGACAUUUUUGGUGCUGUAAUUAUUGAUCUACAUGCAGAGCCGGUCCUGAGGAGAAGCAGACCAAGCAGGUGUUUUCGACUUCAAUAUUAUAACUAAAAUUUCGGCUAAAUUAGUAUCAUGUUAUCCUUAAGCGAGUUUGGUUCUGCAUGCUUUCUAAUAUGGAAGAGGUACGAGGUUCGAAGUCUCCUCUCCACUUUUACUUUAUUUGCUUGUUUUUUUUUUUAAUUUUAUAAAUUUAAUAGGCCCAAUUUUUUAUAGCUUGUGGCCUAUAUAUUAUCAGGAUCGGCACAGUCUACAUGUAACAGUACCACUGCUUCAUAUUGUCCCCUAUUUUCUUUGUGUUCUUUUAAAAACUGACAAACUGUUCCUGAAUUUAGUUCACAUUUUAUUUUAUGGUAUUGACUAGGUGACCGGUCUGCACCCUGCGCGGGCAUAAGAAAAUUCAAAAUAUGAAAUAAAUCUUAUAUAGUUUUAGAAGUAAUGGAUUUUAUAACAUAAUACCACCGUCUUUAUGAGAAUUCAUCAGCCAUGGAAAAAAGUUGGUACUCAAUAUUUGAGAUGGACGAGAGGGAACAAAGUAACUUCAGUAUGAAGAGGCAGAUAUUGUGUGUAUGUAUAAUUGCAAUGUCCCAAAAUAAUUUGUGUGUUUACGAAGAUACUUUCAUUCAAAAUAUGGAAUAAAUAGUGUAUAGUUUUAGAAGUAACAGAUUUUAUAUUAUCAUUAAUUAGAAUUGUAUUGAUAAUGUAUCGUAAUUCUUUAUUUUAGGUGAAUAAUAUUAUUUUUCCAUUAAUAAUAAAAAUCAAAAUCAAAAUAUUAUCCAUAAACAAUAUAAAUUAUGAAGUACAAUUCUCGAAAAAUAAAGCAAAAUCAAUUAUAAACCUGUUAAAAAUUAAAUAAAUUUUGUAAGCAAUUUGACGGGUUAAUAUUAUUUGAUAGAUUUUUAAGUUUCUAAAUAUAAGUUAACAUGAAAUAAUAUUAAAUUGACAUACAGUCAUCAAAAUAGUCAGAAAAAUGGAUGCUCCUGAAUAGAAUCGGUCCCCUAACUCAUCACUACCCAUCUGGCAAAUACAAAAAAUAAAUAAUUGUAAUAGUUUAUAUACUAAAAAAAUUGUAUUUGAAAAGAAAGUAGAUUAAAAUUACGUACCGUGACUACGGAAUAUUCUGAAAAACUUGUUUGUAGACAACAUUCAAUGUUUUUGUCUACGUUUUCCCUUCUUUACCAGUUAUUAGGAUUUUUAAUCAUGAUAUCGACUAGAUGUAGCAGUACCAACAAACCAUUGACUACUAUCGUAACUUCAGUAUGAAGAGGCAGAUAUUGUCUGUGUUUUCCCUUCUUUACCAGUUAUUAGGAUUACUUAUGGUUAGCCUCUCAUUAAGAACAAAAAACCUGGCAUAAAUAGAUGUAGCAGUACCAACAGACCAUUGGCUACUAUCGUUGUUUGUAAGAGCAAGUGAAUCAUUAGGGAGACUGCCAAAUCAAAUAAUCACACAUAAUUUAAAAACGUUUCAGUUAAAAAUGACGUUCACAAAAAAAAAAAGAUCUAGUUGUGGAACGUAAGAAGCUGGAGACGUACCUUGCUUUGAACUCCUCAGUAAAUUCAAGUGUUGGGUCGAGCAAAAUAUGGGUUGAAUUAUACCUGCUAGAUAUGGAGUAAGCACCUACAAAUUAUUUUGAUCUUAUUAAUAUGUUAUGCGAGUAAUAAUUUUACACAAAUAGAAACAACAUUAUAUACCUUUCCAUUCUUUAACAGAACAGAACCUGAUAACACAAAUAAUCAUCGUGGACAUGUUACUCAUACUGUAAUCGUAUACUUGUUUAGCAUAACAAUCCCACAGAGUACACAUCAUCUUCACAUUACUGUAUAAUAUAAACUUAAGUUAAAAUAUAGAUUAUAGAUGUUUAGCUAGCAAAUUAAGGAAAAGAUAAAGAACUUAAUCUUAUUUUGGGUCACGCAACUCAAUCAAGAGCCUCAUGUUAUCUUUUCCUUUUAUUAUUCUAUUUUUCAGAGACCCGAAGUUAACUAUUUGGCCAACCACAUCUACAUAACAAAAACAAGCGUCAAAUCAGGAACAAGUAUAACAAAAGUGACAGACUUUUUAACUGUGUAAGAAACUGACUCACCAACCAAAAAGCUAUGAUCAAGAUUUCCACCAAGAAUAUCGGAGAAGUCCGCAAAAUACUAUUCGGGAACCAUGCACUUGGAAAAUUAUCAGCUUUUCCAACAAAUAUUGUUUGAAAGAAGCCAAUUUUGUACGGAUGUCAAUAGCAUCAUACACUUUGAACAACUGGACGACAAUCGCAUCUUCCUCACGUAGCUUGUCAUCAAAUUUUUUGAUGAGUUGUUCACCAACUGAAGCAUGAAUUCUUGUCCCCUGAUUGUUCAUAUAAAAUUUAUGCGACAGUACUCUAUAAAUGAUAAGAGUUUUAUAAACGUAGAAUAAGUAUAUAUCUCGAAAUGAAUAAUAAACCAUGCCUCCAAAAAAAUGCAUUUGUGUGAUUUAUACUUACUUCUUUAUCAACAAAAACCAUUUCAAUGGUGUUUUCUGAUUCUUUGUUAUAGUUUCUCCACAAGCGAACAAUCCUAACUUCAAUACGCGAUGUAUCUUUAUGGGGUUUUAAUUCUCUAACAUAAGAAACAAUGUUUUUGGAGGCUCGCACCAUUGCUAUUGUUCUUGUAAGAGCAGAAUGUUUGCAUUUUAAGACCUUGGGUGUCUCCUAUAUAUAUAAAGGCGAUUUAUUUCUCAUAUUAAUGAUCCCUAAUAAAUAAUGAAAUCGUUUAAAGAAAGAUAUUAAAUAUGUAUUGUCAAAAAGUGAUUUGCAUAUGAUAUGAUUUUAACUUGCGCAAGUAAUGUAAUAAAUAUGAUAUCAACCGUUGCAAGUUUACAGUUUGAAUAAUAAAAAAAGUUAUUAAUAUUUGUAUUAGUUAACAAUCUUGCACAAGUCUAAACUAAAUAUCUAAUUAUUAUCUCCCUACUUAUAUAUAUGGGCUUAACUAAAUCGACAAUAGUUUUGGGCUUUUCUAAAUAGGCUAAAGACAUAUUUUCUCUCCUAAGAUAAUUAAAGCUAAUUAAGAAGAUAUAACCGAAAUAUUAACUCAUGCUUAGCUUUAUCUCAGCUAGUGAAAAUGUGGGAACCGAAGUUACAUACAGAAUCUUCAAGCGCCUGGCUAUUUAUAACCAGUGCAAAGAAUAUAAAGGGACCUACAAUUAGGUUUGCAACAGACUGACUAAAUAAGUAAUGUGAAGCUCUUAAUCUUGCUAAUGAAACCGAAAACCAAACUUGAAAGUCUCAGUAAUUUUCCACAGACUGAAUCACAAACCAAUCUAUCACUGUCUAAAUGCUUGUUGAGUUAGUAAGGAGAAGAGAAUCUUACAUUCCUUCUUCAGAGACUGAAGUCGAAUCCAAGUUUGUUGUAAAUAUCAGUUUUCUCUUCUUGUUCCAUCAAGAGACAGUCCGCGAAAUACUUCUCUUCACGUGGCAAUUAGUUCGAUGCUCAAGCUGAAUGUUAAACCAAUUUAAGAGAAUCAAUAACUCAACAGCAAGAAACAGAUAGCUAAAAAAACUUCAAAAGUUAAUAAUACCUGGUCAACGAAGUUGUUUAACGAUUAUGUAUGUAGCUUCUUCAACCUUUCGAUCUCUGCAGGUUAAUCACUCAAUUAGAUACAAAGAAUCAAAAUGUUAAUAAGCAGAUCGUAGUUUCUAGCUCACAAUUUAAAUUGGUUCGAGAGUAAAUCUCGAUUCAAUCUCAGCUGACGAUAAUCGCUAUCGAAUACAAUCAGAGAAACCAAAAACUUUGUAUAUUCCGAGAGUAUCGACAAAUUUUACCUCGUCGAUUUGAUCGAUGGUGGAGAGAAGGAAACUCAUCUGCUCGUCGCUUCUUGCCGCCAUGGAUCUGAUUGAGUCUUCAGAGUGUCAAGAAGUAAACUCAUCUGCUCGGAUCAUCUUUAUCGGUUUCAAACCAUAUCCCCCUUUAAUUGAUACGCGAUUAAAAAAGAAAAAAGAAAAAGAAAAUUCUAAAAAAUACGGCAGCGUUUUCCAAUUUUCGUACGCAAUUGAAUAAAAAAAUAAAAAAUAAAAUUUUAAAAAAUUGACCAAUAGAAUUAUAAAUUUUUUUUUGAAAAACUUUAUAUGAUUGUCACGUUAUCAGAAAUUACUAAAAUGACUUCUCUUUUAAUCUAUAGGGAUAAGAAAUUUGUAGAGAAAACAACAAACAGACGCAUCAUCUAUUUCUGAUGGAUUCGUCGAAAGUUGAGACACUAAUCGAUGACUUUCUUGCUUUUUUUAAAUAUGUCCCUUCGUUUCAUUAACUAUUUUCACACUGAUUAAAAAAUUAAUUAAAAUAUAUUUAUGUUAGUAAUAAAUACAUUUAUUUAACUAAUGUUUCUUUUAGAUAAAUAAAAUUAAUUUAAGAUCAAACCAUUUUGUAAUUAAAUAUUAAAUUUAAAUAUGUAUAAAAUGUAUUGGAAAUCUAUAAUAACAUUCUUUGUGGAACUUGAGUUAGAAGGAAGAGUUUUCACUGGGAUAUUUCAAAUUAUUGAGAACUUCACCUAAUUAUAUAUCUCUUACUGUUUUUAAAGGCUUUAUAUCAAACUAUUUUAUUUUCCAUAUUUCAGAAUCCUCAACAAUUUAAGAUAUCCAUCUAAUAAGAUAUUAUAUUUUACUUUCUUAUAUAUGUGAAAUAUCCAAAUGAGAAUCUCUUUCGUGAAAAUGUCCUUAAAAUUUAAAACUAAAUGGAACAAAAUUUUAAAACUAAAUUCGAUGGCUCCUAACUACAGAACCCUUUUAUCUUUUUUGGUGGCUACACAUUAAUAUAUGAUUAUGAGUCAUAUGUAAAUGUUUACUUUUGAAAUUCGAUCGACGCAUGUACCCCUUUUAGACUGUUAAAAUUUAAAACUAAAUGGAACAAAAAAAACUAAUUAAUGGCAUAUGUGAAAGAAAAAAAGUCGAGAGUUUCAAAAGUAGAUUAAGUAACAGUGUGGUCAACCAGGCAUAGAAUAAAUUAUCUAUUUUCUUUACCACAAUACUAAUACUUUGGGAUACAUGUUGUAGUGUUUGUGAAUACGAUUAUAAAAGAAGAUAUGAUAAUCUCUACCAAUAGCGUUCGGACAGUUUGGAUGGACGAAAUUCCGAUCUUUUAAAUUGAAUACAUGAUCGGGUUCUUACACUAGAUAUCGGUAUAGACUUUGUAAGGAAACACCAGGAUAUAGGAUUGAGUUUGUUCCAAUAUCGGACUCUUUCAAAACAUAUUAGUUUCGUGCUACCGCUACGUACCUAACACUUUGAUUCGUUCAGAUGUAAAAAUUAUAUAUAGAUUUAAGCAAAAGAAAUUAUAUAUAGAGAUACAACCACGAUAUAUAUAUAUAUAUAUGUUAACAGUGAAAACCAUUUCUUAAUUUUGGGUACAACAUUUACUUUGCACAUAAUACUUCAUGUUUUUCUCAUCGAAUAUACGAGCAGAUUCAUAUGAAUAUAAAUCGAGAUGGAACGGUCCUUUAAAGAAUUCAGAAAUCGGGAAUCAACAGGGGCAAGCAGAUCAAUCUUCUACUAUAUAUGAAUCUCCUUCUUGUUUCAAAAAAAUGAAUCUCCUUCUUCAACGGAUUUCCAACUCUUAAUCCAGCUAAUCAACUCUUAAUCUUCGUACUUUUAAUUAUUAAUAUAAGCUAUAUUCUAUCAAUUAAUAUGCAGAACAUUAACUAGUUUUGCUUGUUGUUCUCACAAGUUUUGGUUAUUGACCUAACAUCUGCCUUUAAGUCAUGGCAUGUUAUAAUUCAUGAGUACGUAAUCACAUCCCAUGCACGGCUGUCUUUUAUCAUGUGCAAUUAAAGAAUUCACGAUUUUCAUUCAAAAUAUGUAUGUCAGGAAUCAGGAAUGAAAUGAGAUCCAGAAAUUUGGUUUUAAAACUCGGAUAUCUACUAAAUUUAAGAAAGUAACAGAAUCAAAACACAUGUUAUUCAAUAUAAUCCAACCAGUGGUAGUUCGGUGAAAAUCUUUUGGGACUCGGCGUAUAUCCGUAUCAAUCCUCAGUUCGAUUCUGAGAAUUAAAUUAUGGUUACUUAGUCAUUCUGAAUUUAGACAUUGCAGCUUAGAUGGCUAAUAUUUGUAACAUGCGGCCAGUUUACCUCUGAUAUUGAACGGAAAAUACUCAAACUUGAGUCAGACAUGAUGGUACAUUUUCAGGUUAAUCCACUUUAAAACACUUUGUGUUCUUUGUUAACCGUCUGGAUAGUUGAUAGGAUUAUCAAGAAAAUAUAAUCUAAAACUGAUCCAGCAAAUUAGAUUUCGAAUUGAUUAUAAUGUGAGAUCUUGUCAACAUAAAUGGCUAGUGUAGUCAUCAUCCACUCAUUAUUAAUUUACAAUUGAAGUCAUAAAUGAUAAAACUUAAUCCUUUGAUAUUUUAAAUACGUAUAUUAAAUUGAACAUAUCUAACUAGCUAUUUUUAAAGAUUUGUUAACACAUCAAACAUAUUUUUGUUAAACAAUUCGAGCAUACAAAUAAUGUGAGACUAAAUCCUCAACUUUCAUUUCAUAUUAUGUAAAUACAUGCACAGUACAACUUUAUAUUUUCUUUGAUAUUUGAUUAAAUAGUUUUGUAAAUCAAAAUAAUUAGGAAGAUUCGAUAUAUAGUUUGAGAUCUUUUUGGAUCGCUGGUAUCAACAUGCCUUCUACGAUCUAUGUUUAUAGAGCAUUGAUGACCUCAUGCGUCUGAUAUAUUGAUUUCACUUAAUGUUUUAUAUCGAUUUAGUGCAUGAAUUCCAUUUCAUACAAAUACUUAUUUUCAAUGUAGGCACCGCUUUUUUUUUCUAUUGGCAGCUACGGCAUGCAGCCACCGGAAACGGGAAACAUGUCGAUACAAAGAUUUAUUAAUAAUAUGCUCAACUAAUAUGACCACUGUACAAGUGAAGGCCCAACAACUGCAAUGCUAACUUUAAAAAAAAAAAUAACUCUUUUAAAAGAAAAGAAACAUUUUUCUUGAAUAUGUAUAUAUCGUACACAAAGAUAAACGGUGGUCCAAACCGGAAACGGGAAACAUGUCGAUACAAAGAUUUAUUAAUAAUAUGCUCAACUAAUAUGACCACUGUACAAGUGAAGGCCCAACAACUGGAAUACUAACUUUAAAAAAAAACUCUUUAAAAAAAAAAGAAACAUUUUUCUUGAAUAAGUGGACUGCAAAAGCUUUAGAAACUAUUGUUUACGAGUCUUCCUUUCUAAAUAAUUACAUAUAUAUUAUACUAAAACUAUGAGAACACACCUCAUUUUAUGGGAAGUCGACUGAUAUGUUUUGCAUGCAAAUGUACAGAUUGGUCCAGUCAACUAACACAUGCAUGGUGUGCAAUAAAACUAAAUUAAUAAUCUUCUAAAUCGCAUUUCAUCUUCCUUUUUAUAAUAACCCGAAUUCAAAUAACUUAGGCACUAUAUAUCAAUUAUCAAAACUCCAAAAAUAUAUGAAGAAAAGAUCAAAAUUCGAAGGAAAGAAAGAAAGAAAAAGAUAUGAAAGAAACACAAAAGCCAAAGAUAAUAUUCAUCCCUUACCCGGCGCAAGGCCAUGUCACCCCGAUGCUCCACCUCGCAUCGGCCUUCCUCAGCCGUGGCUUCUCCCCUGUGGUUAUGACUCCCGAGUCUAUUCACCGUCGGAUCUCGACGACUAACGAUGAUCUUGGAAUCACGUUCCUGGCCAUAUCUGACGGUCAAGAACGUCCGGAUGCACCUCCCUCGGACUUCUUCUCCAUAGAGAGGUCUAUGGAGAACAUCAUGCCGUCUCAACUCGAACGGAUCCUACUACAAGAAGACGUGGGUGUUGCUUGUGUUGUAGUCGAUUUAUUGGCUUCGUGGGCUAUAAGAGUGGCUGAUCGGUGUGGUGUUCCUGUCGCCGGGUUCUGGCCGGUGAUGUUCGCUGCUUACCGUAUGAUUGAAGCCAUACCGGAGCUCGUACGGACAGGCAUAGUUUCCCGAAAAGGGUUUCCUCGGCAGCCAGGAAAACCAUUACUCCUACCUGAACAACCGCUCCUAUCCGCCGGAGACCUAUUAUGGCUGAUCGGAACUCCCACAGCUCAAAAAGGACGAUUCAAGUUCUGGCAAAGAACGCUAGAACGAGCAAAAAGUCUCCGGUGGAUCUUGGUAAACUCCUUCAAAAACGAAUAUGAAAGUGAAAUCUUUAAUCAAGAUCGAAACCCUCAAAUCCUUUACGUUGGUCCAUUGCAUGACCAAGCAGCAACGAGUGUUAAAACUUUAACCAAAAGCCCUACUUUCUGGGAAGAAGACAGAUCUUGCCUUGGUUGGCUCCAAGAACAGAGGCCAAACUCAGUAAUCUAUAUCUCAUUUGGAAGCUGGGUUUCUCCAAUAGGAGAAUCAAAGAUUCGUACGUUGGCAUUGGCAUUGGAAGCGUCAGGAAGACCUUUUCUUUGGGCACUAAACCGGGUGUGGCAGGAGGGACUGCCACCAGGGUUCGUGCACAGAGUUACCAUAGCGAAGAACCAAGGAAGGAUUGUGCCGUGGGCCCCGCAGACCGAAGUUCUUAAAAACGACUCAGUGGGUUGUUUCGUAACUCAUUGUGGCUGGAACUCGACCAUGGAGGCGGUGGCUAGUUAUCGGAGGCUAGUGUGUUAUCCAGUAGCGGGAGACCAGUUUGUGAACUGUAAAUACAUCGUGGAUGUGUGGAAGAUCGGGGUGAGAAUGAGUGGUUUCGGAGAGAGGGAGGUUGGAGAUGGACUGAGGAAAGUUAUGGAGGAUGAAGAGAUAGGUGACAGAUUGAAGAAGCUGAGAGAUAAAGCAAUGGGGAAUGAAGCACGUUUAUAUUCGGACAAAAUGUUUACUCUAUUUAAGGAUGAGAUAAAGUGACAUGUUUCAAUUUAAUCUAAUGUCUUUUUUGCCAUUAUAUGAAAUGUUAUAAAAAUUGUCACUCAAAAUUUAAACUAAGCAUAAAAAACUUCAUUAAUGAUAUUAUAUAGUAUUUGUCCUAUACUAAUCUUAACAUCCAGUUCUUAGCUUAUAUAAUUGGUCUUCUUAUUUGGUAUUUAAUUAAACAGUUCAUUUCGUUUUGUAAAUAUCAUUAGUUUUUAUUUUAUUUAACCAGCUGCCACCUCACAAACUCUAGUAUAAACAAAAGUUUUGACAUUUUCUUUGACCGCCAAAGAAGACGAAUUGACAAAAUCACGAAGAAAAACGAAUCCUUUUUUGUUUCUUCUGCACAGAAUCUUCAUUUUAGCUUCUUCCUCUGCUUCUCUCUCUUUCUCUUCCCUCUUGAUUUGGGUGAAAUUGAGCUGAGUAUAUAUCUGUCCGCCUAGGUUUCUCUUUUUUUGGUAACUAUCUGAAUUUUCGUUCACUGUUUUAGGGGUUUCAAUCAAGAUCGCUGCUUUGGUGCUAAUUUGGAUUUGGGUAGUUGAAUGAGUGUGAUCUUCGCUUUGGGUUCAUCUAAUUACGUGCGAUUGAGUGGGAAAGUAUCAUCCUUUGUUACGGAUUGUAAACAUUUAAGGUUGAAUCUUAACAUGAUUUGGUUGGUGGGUUUUGGGUUUA